AUGGAUUCACUCACACUCCCCUCUCAGGAUGAAUUGUUCCGGCGUUGGAUCGGCAAGGAUAUCGCAGAUGUCCCCAAGCCAGCCGCCGUGCUCGACCGAGCCAUCAUUCGCCGGCAUUGCGAGCGGAUGAAGAAGACAGUCAAAGCUCUAGGUGUUGGGUUCAGAGCACAUGUCAAGACACACAAGACCUUCCAAAUCGCCAGAAUGCAAAUGGAAAACGGCGAUCCAGAAACUAAAUUCAUCGCCUCGACACUUCUCGAAAUCGAAAUGCUGCAUCGUCUACUAAAAGGCCUCAAGAUUCUAAAACGUCCCGUCAACGUCCUCUACGGCAUCCCCCUCGUGCCCUCGCACGUCCCACGCCUCGCAGAACUAGCUGCCGAAAUCGGUGAAGAUAGCAUCUCCGUCAUGAUCGACCAUCCAGAUCAAAUCCCCUAUCUACGCCAAUUCUUCGAAGUAACCAAAUUCCCCGCCUGCGUCUUCGUCAAGGUAGACACCGGCUACCACCGCGCGGGACUGCCGCCCGUCUCCCUGAACAAGAACGGGCUCCUGGAGAAGCUCGCCGACGCCGAAGCAGAGGGCUGGGUGCGUCUACUGGGUUUAUACUCACACAGUAGUCUGAGCUAUAAUGCAAAGAGCGCUGCGGAAGCGAUGACGCACCUCAUCGCCGAGAUCCAGGGUUGCAAAGUCGCGCUGAACAUGUGGCUGCCCCUUCUCCCACAGGAUCGCGAGCUGAUCAUCAGCGUCGGCGCAACGCCACAGAUCUCAUCCUCGCAUAAUCUUGUCGGUGAAAAUACUAUUUCUCCCGAGGCCGAAGAACUAAAAGCCCUCCUGCGCAACCCGUGUCCCGAAAACGCAGACGCAAAGAUCAAAAUCGAACUUCACGCCGGCAACUACCCCAUCCUGGAUAUGCAACAGGUAUCAACGAACGCCAGAGACGGCGCCGGCAAAUUCGAAGAAGAAAUCGCCAUGUCCAUCGUCGCAGAGGUGUGCAGCGUGUAUAACGACGGCGAGCGCGAGAAACCCGAAGCCCUGAUUGCCGCUGGUACACUCGCGUUAGGCCGCGAGCCCUGCGCGAAUUACCCCGGCUGGGGUGUUCUUUCUUCAUGGAGACGGAAUGAAGAUCCCGGUGCGCCGAGGCUGAUUGUUGAUCGGAUUAGCCAGGAACAUGGGAUUGUGGCGUGGGAGGCUGGCGUGCAGAGGAGUAUUCCGCUUAGUGUGGGACAGAUGGUGAGGGUGUUUCCUAAUCAUUCUUGUGUGGCGGCUGCGUUUUAUGGGUGGUAUUUUGUUGUUGAUUCGGAAAGGGAUCGGGAUGGGUCGCAGAUUGUUGAUGUUUGGGUUAGGGGACGGGGGUCGGAUGUUUCUGAUCCGUUUUUGAUGACGAGGUUUCAGUAG
Messenger RNA from Penicillium cataractarum, 1392 nucleotides. RefSeq lists its product as uncharacterized. The transcript is spliced from 2 exons. The record is from RefSeq and is a predicted model, not a curated record. Bases 1 to 1392 code for a protein of 463 amino acids. Lineage: Eukaryota; Fungi; Ascomycota; Eurotiomycetes; Eurotiales; Aspergillaceae. Gene Ontology annotation, biological process: D-serine catabolic process. Gene Ontology annotation, molecular function: D-serine ammonia-lyase activity.